Molecule: messenger RNA, 4034 nt
Organism: Acanthochromis polyacanthus (spiny chromis)
Lineage: Eukaryota; Metazoa; Chordata; Actinopteri; Pomacentridae
Gene: tdrd6b
Product: tudor domain-containing protein 1
Exons: 3
Coding region: 1-3636 (1211 amino acids)
Biological process (GO): spermatogenesis
Source: RefSeq, a predicted model, not a curated record
AUGAUCAGGUCUAUUCCUGUGCAGGCAGUUCCACUUGGACUGUUUGACAUACCUGCAGAAAUACUACCAGAAGUCAACCGUUGGUUUGCGGAUCAUGCUGUAGGCCAUAAUUUCACCAUUUCUGUGGUGGCACAAGAGGAAAAAGGGAAGUUCAUUGUUGAACUGUUUGAUGGAUCCUUGAAUGUAAAUGAGAAAGCCAGAGAGAGGAUGGCAGAAAUGAAACAACAGUUGACUGACCAGCAGCUUCCCAACAGUUCAAAACUGACUACUGCGCCCAAUGUACCACAAGAGCUCAUGGAAGUAUCAGAAUUAACAAAGACAACACAACAAAACAGAGUCCACAGCAUGUUCGCCAGAGAUGAUCUACAGAUGGGUUCAAAUUCAACACCUGAUACCUCGACACCGAAGAGUUUUGAUGAAGGAAAUACACCAGCUUUGGAAGCAAUUAUUGAACACAAAGAAAAUGUGACAGAAACCUCUGUGCAAAGUUAUAAAAGUGACUCAGAAGUGGCUCAAGUACUCAAGGAAGAGGUGUAUGCUUCCUGCAUUGUUGGACCAAAUUACUUCUGGUGUCAGUACAGCAACACCGAAGACCUGAACACAGUGUCAAAGCUUGCUCAGGAAGCAGGACAAAUACAACAAGAUAGCAUCUUCCUCGAGAGGCUGGAGCCUGGCAGUCCAUGCCUUGCUCUGUUCUCCAGUGACAACCAGUGGUACAGGGCUCAAGUAAUUCUAAAAGCUGGCAACACCCUCCAUGUUGUGUUUAUUGACUAUGGAAACGAGUCUGAAGUUGACAUUGAAAAUGUAAGAUCACUGCCUCAGAGCCUGCUGGACAUUGCUCCUCAGGCCUUUAUGUGCCAUCUGAAGGACUUCAAUGAGUCUAAGGGCUCCUGGAAUGAUGAAGUUUAUGAUGACUUCUAUAAUCUUCUGAUUAAUAAACCACUCAAAGUGACCAUCUUUAACAUGGAAGGCCAUUCAGAGAUUGCAGUUCCACAGUAUGCAGUGGAAAUUGAAUGCGAUAAAGUGGUCAUCAAUAGAUUAAUGCAGAAAUACUGGAGACCAUUUUCUACAGAACAGUCCAAAAAUGAGACGCCUCUAAAAGAAACCCAAGAUACUGAAACUGGAGGCAAUUACAUAAACACUGAGGAUCUCUGCAAGGUGAUUCAGCUUGCUCAAGAGGCAGGACAGUCGGAUCAGGACAUGACAUUCGCUGAGACUCUUGGUCCUGGCAGUCCAUGCCUCGCUCUGUUCUCCAGUGACAACCAGUGGUACAGGGCUCAAGUAAUUCGCAGAGUUAAUGAUGCAUUCUGUGUUUUGUUUGUUGACUAUGGAAAUGAGUCUGAAGUUGACAUCAAGGAUGUCCGAUCACUGCCUCAGAGUCUGCUGGAGAUCGCUCCUCAGGCCUUUUUGUGCCGUUUGAAUGGAUUCAAUGAGUCAAAGGGUUCCUGGGAUGACAAAGCGUCAGAUGGCUUCUAUAAUCUUCUGGUUGAUAAACCACUAAAAUUGACAGUGUUCAGCGUGGAAGACCAUCCAGAGAUUGAAGUUUCACAGUUUUCUGUGGAAAUUGACUAUGAAGGAAUGGUUGUGAAUGUGGCAAUGCAGAAGUACUGGAAACCACUUACCGAAGAAUGCCUUAUGAUGGAAAAUCCUCAGAGUCCCAGAGGGAAUGUGAGUACUUGCAUGUACAAAGAGCCAAGUAUUUCCAAAAGUAAGACAGAGAUGGUAUAUGCCUCUUGUAUUGCGGAACCACAUUUCUUCUGGUGUCAGUACACCAACACUGAGGAUCUCUGCAAAGUGAUUCAGCUUGCUCAAGAGGCAGGGCAGUCAGAUCAGGACUUGAGCUUGACAGAGACUCUUGUUCCUGGCAGUCCAUGCCUCGCUCUGUUCUCCAGUGACAACCAGUGGUACAGGGCUCAAGUAAUGCGGAAGACUGACAAUACACUACAUGUUCUGUUUGUAGACUAUGGAAAUGAGUCAGAAAUUGACAUCAAGGAUGUCCGAUCACUGCCUCAGAGUCUGCUGGAGAUCGCUCCUCAGGCCUUUUUGUGUUGUUUGGAUGGAUUCGAUGAGUCUAAAGGGUCCUGGGAUGAUCUAGUUUAUGAUGACUUCUACAAUCUUCUGAUUGAUAAACAACUUAAAUUGACAGUGUGCAACAUGAAAGACCAUCCAGAGAUUGCUGUUCCUCAUUAUGCUGUGAAAAUCGAGGAUGAAAGAGUGGUUGUAAAUGCAACAGUGCAAAAAUAUUGGAAACCAGUUACCAAAGAAUGUCUGAUGACAGAAAAUUCUCAAUGUCCUCAGGGAAAUGAGAGUGCUUGCACAUACAAAGAGCCAAGAAUUUCCGUAAAUAAGAUGGUACAUGCCUCUUAUAUUGUGGAACCACAUUUUUUCUGGUGUCAGUAUACCAUCACUGAGGAUCUCUGCAAAGUGAUUCAGGAGGCAGGACAGUCGGAUCAGGACAUGACAUUCACAGAGACUCUUGGUCCUGGCAGUCCAUGCCUUGCUCUGUUUUCCAGUGACAACCAGUGGUACAGGGCUCAAGUAAUUCAGAAAACUGACAAGACACUACGUGUUCUGUUUGUUGACUAUGGAAAUGACGUUGAAGUUGACAUCAAGGAUGUCCGAUCACUGCCUCAGAGUCUGCUGGAGAUUGCACCUCAGGCCUUCUUGUGCCAUUUGGAUGGAUUUGAUAAGUCUAAGGGCUCUUGGGAUGAUGAAACAUCUGCUGAAUUCUAUAAUCUUCUGAUUGAUAAACCACUCAAGUUGACAGUGCUAAAUGUGGAAAACCAUUCUAAGCUUGCUGUUCUUCACUAUGCAGUUGAAAUUGAGUGUGCAGGAGUGGUUGUAAAUGCAGCAAUGCAGAAAUACUGGAAACCAGUUACUGAAGAAUGUGCUGUGACAGAAAGUCCUCAAAGAGAAAUUGUACCCCAAGGUGGUCCAGUGGAGUGUAGGAUGACACAUGGGAAUGAGAGUACUUGCAUGUACAAAGAGCCAAGUAUUUCAAAAAAUAAGGCAGAAAUGGUGUAUGCCUCUUGUAUUGCAGAACCUCAUUUCUUCUGGUGUCAGUACACCAACACUGAGGAUCUCUGCAAAGUGAUUCAGCUUGCUCAAGAGGCAGGGCAGUCAGAUCAGGACUUGAGCUUGACAGAGACUCUUGUUCCUGGCAGUCCAUGCCUCGCUCUGUUCUCCAGUGACAACCAGUGGUACAGGGCUCAAGUAAUGCAAAAAACUGACAAUACACUUCAUGUUCUGUUUGUUGAUUAUGGAAAUGAGUCUGAAGUUGACAUCAAGGAUGUCCGAUCACUGCCUCAGACUCUGCUGGAGAUUGCUCCUCAGGCCUUUUUGUGCCGUUUGAAUGGAUUUGACGAGUCAAAGGGUUCCUGGCAGGAUGAAGUUUAUGAUGACUUCUAUAAUCUUCUGAUUGAUAAACAACUUAAAGUGACAGUGGUUAGCGCAGAAGACCAUUCAGAAAUUGCUGUUCCUCACUAUGCAGUGGAAAUCGAAUGUGAAGGAGCAGUUGUGAAUACACUGAUGAAGAAAUACUGGAACGGAGAAGGCUCAGAUGGUGCUUUGUUAGAAAAUUUGGAAACAGCGGACCGGGAUGAAACCAGGACUGUGGAUGAGAAUGUUGAGGUUUAAAGUCAUCCAAUUUCUGUCAAAUCUAAGGUAGGACCUCAAAACCUAAAGUCAGUUCCUACAAAUGGAGAAUGAAUGAACGAUAUCACUUUCAUUAUUUUAAAAGUCCUCUAAUCUUUGUUUCUUUCAGUUCUGGAUCCAGAUUAAUGCCUGUGGUGGGGGAACCCUGUUGUAAUUGAUGAAUUUUGAGUUUUGUGACCUGAAAAUGUCUUGUUAGAAAUUUUAGAACAUAAAUAAAAUUAAGCUUUACUUGUCAAUAAUUGCUGCCAAUAAACAUAAUACUUAAGCAGAUGUAAAGUCAGUGUUAUUUGUGGGGUUUUUUGUUUGUUUUUUAACAAGGAACUGAUUCCUCAGAAGGAAUUGCUUUUCAAUCACUUGGAUUUUCCAUGUAUAAUUUUGUA